Molecule: messenger RNA, 1035 nt
Organism: Argentina anserina (silverweed cinquefoil)
Lineage: Eukaryota; Viridiplantae; Streptophyta; Magnoliopsida; Rosales; Rosaceae
Exons: 4
Coding region: 119-838 (239 amino acids)
Source: RefSeq, a predicted model, not a curated record
CUGCUUUUGAGUCUCUCUCUGUCCGUGCCGUGUGGUCGCCGCCAGAAGAAGCAAUCGGAGACGCUACCGGUUCGACGCCGCGCCGACUCAGUCACCGUCGGAAGUUCAGUAGCCUCUGAUGGAUCUUGAGACAGAGAACAGAAUAGCUGCGAUUCUUAUGAGAGAAGCAGCAGAAUUGCGCCGCCAAGCUGACAAGGAAGGUGUGCAUGCUUAUCUUGAACAACCUAAAUCAAGAUUCAGGCCAAAUUCACGGUUCCUCAGUGCUACUGUUCGUGGUGUUGAACAAGCAAAUAAAGCUGUGGAAGUUAAUGAAAUGUGGCGCAUCCGACAGAAAGAGCUUGAAUUGGAUGAAAGGCGUAAAGGCAAAAUGCAGGAGAGCAGAAAUGACAGGAACCCCGGAAAUGGUAGCACUCUGAGAAGCACUAGUCACGCUGCCAUAGAUGAUAAUGCUCAUGCUACUUGUUCAUCAAACCAAAGAGCAGAUGAGAGUUGCCAUUCAAGGGAAGAGAGUGGAUUAAGAGAAGAAGAACUUGAAGAAUUUUUACAUUCAAGGGUCAAGCGUGGCAGAGGUGCUGUUGGGUCAAGGAUGGAUGAAACAGGUCCGUAUCUACCACGUUCAAACACCGAGGAACAGUUAACCCAUCCAGGUGUACAAGAACGUCGUGUGUAUGGGCCAGAGAAGCCUUCACGAAAAUUAUGUGAUUCUUCUGAUGAUGAGCUUGACAACAGGAAAAGAUCAAAAAGGGUUCCUUCUGGGUGCUCUAAGAAACACAAAUCCAAGGACAAGUCGAAAGAGCGGAAAAAGAAGAGGAAAGAAGAGAAAAGAAGUAAAUAUUAAGAUUAAGGAGAGUACUGCUGCAUUUUCUACAAGGGUCACAACAUAAUGUUUCUCACUUUCUCAAAAGGUUCAUCCUAAAUUGCAAGUGGUUAGUGAAGAUUGGUUGAGAAUCGAUCAGAUUCACUUGUAACAUUAAAUUGCAAGUGCAGAAAUGCUUCAAUUACAUCAACAAAUUAAAGCACAAGCUUGGGAUGAGA